AUGUUCUCUUUCUGCCGUAAAUUGGCCAAUCUUGCCAAUCUCGCCAACUUCGCCAACAUGUACCCUCCUCCCCUUCGCAGCUACAAGGCCAUCGCCGCCAUCGCCGUCGGCCUCAUUGCUCUGUCUGCUAGUGUUUCGUCUACCUUGUACGGGGUAAUCUCCCCUGCCGCCGCCGCCGAGCCCGGCUGGUACGAGACGGGAUAUCCUGUCCAACCCACCGAGCUAUGGCGAUUGCGCGCUUGCAAGCUUCAUUGGGACUUGAUCCAGCGCUACCCGCACCUGUCGCCGCAGCCGCUUCACGCCGUCCUCGAUCUCAAUCCCACCGCGAAGCCGUUUAGCCCACCGUACUUCUCAGCCGACAGCGCCAUGUUCGAAGACCCUCAGUACUCUCAGAUACAUACGACCAUCCUGGAUGCCUAUCACAGCAAGGCGGGAGCGAUUCUGCAUUCGGUGGCGGAGCAAUAUCGGAAGCCGCUGGAGGGGACCGACGCGGCGAAGGAAGACAAGUGGCUUCGGAGUUUGUUCCAGCUCUGA
This is a messenger RNA of Ilyonectria robusta, 534 nucleotides long. RefSeq lists its product as uncharacterized. The transcript is spliced from 3 exons. The record is from RefSeq and is a predicted model, not a curated record. Bases 1 to 534 code for a protein of 177 amino acids. NCBI's taxonomy places the organism in Eukaryota, Fungi, Ascomycota, Sordariomycetes, Hypocreales, Nectriaceae.